GCCACAGACACCUUCCUCUACAAUUGGGACAACCAGGAUCUGUACGCCUUUCCACCCUUCCGCCUCAUCAGGAGAGUUCUCAACAAGCUCCGGGCUUUCCGGAACACCCGUCUCAUCCUCAUAGCCCCUUACUGGCCUCAGAAGGAAUGGUUUCCAGAUCUGUUGGCGGCAUCGGUGGAGCCUCCCCGCCGCCUCCCUUUUCGCAAAGAUCUAUUGAGACAGCCACACAUCCACAAGUUCCACAUUGGUCUUCCCGGGCUUCAACUGACAGGGUGGAGACUAUCCAGCGCUUUUUGAGGCACAGGGGUUUCUCCUCUAAGGUGGCCCAGUUCUUAUCUCACGACAAGAGGCCUUCCUCUGCUUCUAACUAUCAGCACAAGUGGAAGGUGUACAGGAAAUGGUGCAAAGAUCACGGCCACACCGUCUCCAAUCCCACGGUCCAAAAGGUCGCAGAUUUUCUCGUUCACCUGCGCCAGGAUUGCAAUCUCUCUACCUCUGCCAUUAAGGGUUAUAAAGCCAUGCUGAAUGGAGUCUUUGCAAUCAGGGGCGUGGACCUCAACAAUGACCGGGUGUUGAGUGCUAUUGUCAAGGCGUGCUCUUCUCAACCCUGCAGACCUACUAGGAAUCUUAGUCCUUCCUGGAACCUGGAUGUAGUUCUUCGCUACCUGUCCAAGGCCCCCUUCAAGCCCCUUCGGCUCUCGUCCUCCAGGGACCUGUCCAGGAAGACUCUUUUUCUCCUGGCAUUAGCUACAGCGCAGAGGAUAGGUGAGAUCCAGGCCCUCUCCUCCCGGACUAGCUGGCAAGGACAGGAUCUUAUGGUCUGCUAUCUCCCUGAGUUCAUUGCUAAGAUGGAUACGGGAGUUCACAGCACGCCCCGGGAAUUCCGUAUUAAGAGCCUUACUUCCAUUCUCGGUUCCAUGGAUGAGGAGCGCUUUUUGUGCCCUGUUCGGGCUCUCUGCCACUACUUACAACGGACUGCUUCAGAGACAAGGCCCAGGAAUCUGUUUGUUGCAGUUAAACGCCCUUCUUGACCUAUAACGAAAGCGGCCAUCUCAUACUUCCUCAGGGAUACCAUCAAGUCUGCCCAUGAGGCUAUUUCUGACUCUGUCUGCCUCGAGGUCAAUGCCCAUGCCCAUGACAUCCAUGGCAUUGCUGCCUCCAUGCUCCUCUGGGAAAACUGCUCGGUUCCGACCAUCCUGAAGACAGCACGCUGGAGGACUCACUCGGUCUUUGCUGACCAUUAUCUCCGCGAUAUAGUGCGGAAGGAAAGCGACGUUUUUUCCCUGGGUCCAGUUGUUGCAGCCGGUCACAUUGUGGGCUGACAACUACCACAAGGUCCUCCUUGCUCUGGGGUAACGCUUCGGCUCCCUCAGGUGAACACCCCAGUGCUCACUUACACUGCUCGUCUUAGUUGAUUGGGUCAGUAGCCGGGGUUCUCUCCUCUGCAUCAGGGUAUUGAACACACUCCUGGAACACUCAGCCCCUGACCCCUAAGGCCUGCUCCCUUUUAGACACACGGGUUAGGAGGACCUCCCAAACCCUCAGCCGAGCCCGCUGUCACCCCUAUCCUGCCCGGCCUCAGCCAAGAGUCAGGUUCUCUCCCUUGAGAAAUAACUGACGGUUGCCCAUGCAGUGUGUUGGCGGCAGCAAUGAGCGCUGCGCUGCCAGGCGUAGCGCUAAAGCGGGUGGUUUCUCGGCGAAAAGGUUUUUGGAGAAGAUUCUGUCAUGGAUGAGCAGCCUCCACCAUCUAAAAAACCACACUUGGAAGUGAUUGGGGCAAGUGGCAGCAGGUCAUCUCCCACCUUAGAGCCAAGUAUAAUUAAUUACAAAGACAAAGAAGCAAAUUCAGCUCUCAUGCAAUUACUGGAGCACUUGUUAGUGCUGCUGGAGAAAAGGGAUCCUCAGCAGUUCUUUGCUUGGCCAGUGACUGAUGCUAUUGCUCCUGGGUACUCAUCUAUCAUAUCUCAGCCCAUGGACUUCUCUGCCAUGAAGACAAAAAUUCAAGAGUCUUCUUAUACCUCCUUGAAACAAUUUCAGGCUGACUUUGAGCUGAUGUGUAAUAACUGCAUGACAUACAAUCAGCCAGACACCAUCUACUACAAGGCAGCUAAGAAACUACUUCAUGCCGGCCAGAAAAUGAUGUCACCAGAGAAGGUGCUGCAACUUAAGCGUGAUGUACCCCUCAUGUCACUACUCAUCAAGGAACAGCUGGGCUUUGAAGUGGUCCCAUCCUCAAUGAAUGCAGCACCAGAAGGUGAUGAUACUAUUGACACUGAACCCCUUGAAUCCAUGGAUGAAGAUGGAGACAGCAAAGAUCCUCACUGCAAAUUUGAAGCAGUGCAGGACAAUCUGAGUGCAGAGGAAGUACUGGAGCAGGUUCAGGGAGCAGCCAUUGAAGCAGCUGAGAAACUCACGCUCAAAAGGCCCUCCAGCACGCUUGGAUUUCUGAGACAACGCGGAGAUGGCACCACUUCCCUCAGUUUUCUAACGGGUUGUGAGGGUGGUGGAGAUGCUGGUUCCAAGGACAAGCCUGUGAGUCUUGGUCUUUUGACAGGAAAACUUACCCAGGGUUCAGCUACCCUCCACAACUACCGAGAGGACAAGAGGAGUAUGGCUAAACCUAUUAAACCCGUGUACUAUGGAUCAUAUUCAUCCUUCUGCCCCACAUAUGAUUCCACAUUUGCAAAUCUCAGCAAAGACGAAAGUGAGAUGGUAUAUGCUACAUAUGGGAAUGAAACUGCUGUACAGUAUGCUAAAAGCAUUGUGGACUUCUCCCAAGACUGUGACAUGGCCAUGCAUUUAGUGGAUCAGCUUCUCAACCUGCUCACUCAUCAGCAGCACACACGAACCAAAACUGCUAUCACUAACCGCCGCCGCCUUGAAGAGGAGGAAGAACGAAUUUCUGCCCUCCUCUGUCCCACUGGAGAGCUUGGAGGGCAGGUUGGAACCCAGGAUCAGAAGAUAAGUUCCAACAUUGACUAUGGAGCCCUCCGAAGCCUUUCAAAUCUUGGAAUUGACAUCGCCUUUCUCAACCAUUUUGAAGACCAGGAGAAACGUGAAACGCAGAUCAACUCUCAACUUGAAGAAAAUGCAACCCUUCUUGAGCAGUUGUCCCGGGAACAACAUGAGCGCCUUUCACGUCCAUUGCCAGCCUCUUUGAACAAUUUAGCUGUUCCUUCACAACAAGAACUGCAACUGGUGGAAAAGGUAACAGAGGGACUGACCCAGGUUGCAAAGCAAGCCUCUCCUGGCUCUCUGGCCCCAGUCCCUAUUGUACGGCGAGCCAUGGGAAUAACUGUUCUGCCAGUCACCUCUGAACCAACAGACAGUAUUGAGGUUGACAUUGAGGCCAGUUGGGGACAGGACAAGACAACCUCCAUCACCACUACUACCACAGGACUACUUGCAGAACCACAGCAGCAGCAUCCCACAAUUACAUCACUGCAGCAGGAGCACAAAACAGCUACUAUCAUCACAGCAGCACAUGAUAUAGAGAGUCAGCUGAGUCAAAUUUUGCACCAGUCUGAGGCUGCUCCCCCACCCCCUCCCAUGGCCAUGAGUGAUUCCUCCCUCAGAGAAGUCCUCAACAGUUGACAAAAAGAGCAAUGGGCUCAUUUAGCAACCUGCCUCACAAUUGUCUUUUUUCAUGUAUAAGCGUGCCUGUUUGUUUUAUUUACGUGCCACCCUGCUCACCUUUUUAAUCACCUUACCCUUUUGCUCUAGCUAUAACAGAAGUAGGUUUCACUAUAUUAGGCAUACAUUUCAUUAAGGUAACUUUUUGGAGCAACUUUACACUCAACUCUCUGCUGUUGUGCCUAAUUGGUGCAUCUAUCACAGCACAAUAGCUGAAAUUGCAAUAGCUGAGGUCAAGAACCUAUAGUAAUCAUUCAAAUUGAUCCUAGGACCUCCAAGCUGUCAUUUUUUGUCACUUUUUUGCCCAGUUUUUAUGCCAUAUAAUAGUAUAAAAAUGAAGAAAUAUUACAGUAUAAAAAACUUCCCUAAUCAAGAAGUAUAAUAACAACAUACAAGAGCAAUCAUAAUAACAACAUGAAUAAAAUUUUUGUUGCUGUCACCAGACACUUAACAUUUUUUUUUCCGUAAGCGGUGGCCCAAAAACCCUUGCUGAUACUAUAUUGUCAUGUUCCUUGGCAUAAUCUACAACUUAUAGUUUGUAGGAGACUGUGUAGCUCAAUCUCUUUCCUUCUCUUGUCAUAAUGGUGAAGGUGUUGAUGUGUUUUGUUAAGAUUAUGAACUUGGUGUUACUCCUCACCACUAGAUGGCAUUGAGUCAGAGUGGUGGCAGUUAGAAUAGGUAAAAGUACUGGAAAAAGGUGCAUCCCAUAUGCCAUCAAAUACAGGACCUCAUUGUUGACGAUUACAAGCUAAGGUGGAUGGGUAGAUUGGGGAAAUGUGUUAAGAACUAUUUCUCAGUAAAAGUAUAUAGAGAAACUCAACUAUCACAUGACAUCAUAACUAGUUAACCUGGAAGUUUUGGAAUGACAGGCACGUGAUAGCAGUAAUUUUGUAUGCGAUAUAGAAAUAAGUGCAGCUUUUUAAGUAUACACUAGCAGUAAAAAGCGAUAGCAGAGGAGUAAGUGUAGUUUUGUCACUCCUUGUCUUAGUCUAUUUGUCUAUGUUUGAUAAUUCAGGUGCUAUGUUCAUUAACUUCAGCUUAUUUUAUUGGAAAAUAAAAACAUGGUAUGUUAUGAAAUGUUCAUAUCACAGUGAUUAAUGUGACCAAGAUUUUUCUCAAUUUUUAAUUAUAGUGCUUACCAAGUUAAUGUGUAGUCUCAUUAAUGUAUUAUUAUUAUUAUUAUUAUUAUUAUUAUUAGAGUAAAAGUAUUGCCUUUUGUUGUUUACAGGACUAAAUAGGUACUGAACUAUGUUAAUUUCACCAACUCUGUUAAUAAUGAAUAAAUGAGAACAGACCA
Messenger RNA from Portunus trituberculatus (swimming crab), 4930 nucleotides. RefSeq names its product bromodomain-containing protein 7-like. Gene Ontology annotation, biological process: regulation of transcription by RNA polymerase II. Gene Ontology annotation, cellular component: nucleus. NCBI's taxonomy places the organism in Eukaryota, Metazoa, Arthropoda, Malacostraca, Decapoda, Portunidae. The transcript is spliced from 14 exons. The record is from RefSeq and is a predicted model, not a curated record. Bases 1726 to 3594 code for a protein of 622 amino acids.